AUGGAAAACAGAAGCUACGUCGGUGGCGACGAAACCACCUGGAAUGCCGACACACUGCCCGUCGGUGGGCUUGCAGGCUCCCACCACCAUCAACAUCAAUCUCAUCAUGCUCAGAAUUACACCACAAUCGAUCUGAAAACACCGACAGCAGACGAUAAACCGCCGCUCCGCGAAAAAUGGGGACGCAACAUCGAGUUCCUGCUAUCCUGCGUCGCUCUAUCCGUCGGCUUCGGUAACGUUUGGCGUUUCCCGUACACAGCGUUCAAAAAUGGUGGCGGUGCGUUCGUUAUCCCGUACCUGAUAGUUCUGUUUAUCAUUGGUCGACCGAUCUACUAUCUGGAAAUGGUGCUCGGCCAAUUCUCGAACCGGGGCUGCGUGAAGGUGUACGAUCUUGCACCGGCCAUGCGGGGUAUCGGCGUCGGUCAAACGGUUGCCAUUUUCACCGUCAUCACGUACUACACCUCCGUACUGGCCGUCACCCUGCGCUAUCUGAUAGCUUCCUUCAGUCCGGAGCUACCGUGGAGCAAGUGUGAUCCUGCGUGGGACAAUUGUGUCGAUUCCAGCCGGCUCGGUAGCCUAACGGUCGACGCUAACUGGACCCAACCGCGUACGUCGGCCGAUCUGUAUUUCCGCAAAACGGUGAUGCAUUCCGCUGACUCACUGGACGAUGGUUUGGGCUUUCCCGAUUGGCGGCUGACACUGUGCCUAAUCGUUUCGUGGAUUUGCAUAGUGGCCAUAUUAAUUAAAGGAAUCAAAAGCUCCGGAAAAGUGUCUUACUUCCUAGCCAUCUUUCCCUACAUCAUCAUUGCCGUCCUGUUGGUACGCUCGCUAACCCUAGAAGGUGCCUGGAACGGUAUUAAGUACUUCUUCGAACCUCAGUGGGACAAGCUGCUAACGAUCGAGGUAUGGUACGAAGCCGUCACCCAGUGCUUCUUCUCCCUUACCAUCUGUUUCGGCGGAUUGAUCGUGUACUCGUCUUUUAAUGACUUUUCGAACAAUAUCUACCGCCAUGCUCUUAUUAUCACAUCCCUCGAUACGGUCACUUCGCUGGUGGCGGGAUGUGUUGUGUUCGGAGUAAUCGGACACUUGGCACACGUUACUGGUCAGCCGGAUAUUUCGAAGGUGGUCCAGAGCGGUCCAGCCCUUACCUUCAUCACGUACCCGGACACGAUAGCAAAGUUUGACUUUCUGCCCCAGUUCUUUUCGGUGCUGUUCUUCUUCAUGCUGUUCCUGCUCGGUAUCGGGACGCUGAUCGGUAUCGUAACGUCCGUCAUUACCGCCAUCCACGACCAGCGGCCGGAUAUUGCACGGUGGAAGAUUGUCAUUUCGGUUGGAGUUGCUGGAUUCUGUAUCGGGUUAAUCUACAUCACGCCGGGUGGUCUGAUUAUAUUGGAACUACUGGAUUACUACGGUGCGACGCUGGUAACGAUAACGCUGGCCGUGUUUGAGUUGCUCACCUUCGCCUGGAUCUAUGGCGUGAAUCGCGUCUGUAAGGAUAUAGAAUUUAUGCUCGGCAUCAAGACCGGAUUGUUCUGGCGCAUUUGCUGGGGCAUUGUGACACCCAUCACCGUGCUGUUUAUUCUGCUCGUUAGCUUGGUGCAGUACAAACCACAGGACGUGCCGCUCGGUUACAAUGCGCUCGGAUGGUGUCUGUACGCGUUUGCCGUCCUGCAACUUCCCUGCUGGGCUGCGUACGCCAUGCUGCAGAAGCAGGGACUGGUGUGGUGGGAACGUUGCAAAGCAGUCCUUCGACCGAUGGCUGACUGGGGCCCGGAAGAUCCCACCAAACGAUCCGAGUACGGUACCUUCAUCGACGAGUACAAACGACAGUCGUCGCAACGGGCCGAAACACUCGUGGAAAAGGUGCGGCGAAGAUUGUUCAAAUGAAAA
Molecule: messenger RNA, 1890 nt
Organism: Anopheles maculipalpis
Lineage: Eukaryota; Metazoa; Arthropoda; Insecta; Diptera; Culicidae
Product: sodium-dependent nutrient amino acid transporter 1-like
Exons: 7
Coding region: 1-1887 (628 amino acids)
Biological process (GO): sodium ion transmembrane transport
Cellular component (GO): membrane
Molecular function (GO): L-amino acid transmembrane transporter activity
Source: RefSeq, a predicted model, not a curated record